CAGACUCGGUGAUCGCGACUCGCAUCGCAGAAGGCGCAGAGCUGCCACGACACUUGACAGCUCAACAAAGGCAACAAAGCCAUGUCGGCCUCCCUCUUGCAUCUUUACCCCGGGAAUGGCGAUACCUGAGAACCAUGUCGCAACAAGAUCCGUCGUCCGCCCUCACCUCCCGAGACAGCUCGGCCACCCUGCCUGGCGCAACAACUCCGCAGCUGCCUUCGCGUAGGCACACAGCGCAGCAGAUUACCCUCGUCGAUCGCACAAACCCCGAUCGCCCCGAGAUACAGAAUCCUGGUGAAGUCCAAUACGACGACGACAUCACCCCUGAGAAUGCUUCUCUGUCUAGAAGAUGGACCAAGCAGUCGCUGCAAGGCCACGCCCAUUCAUUGCAGGGCUCGGUACAGAACCGCAUGACAUCGCGCAAAUAUCGAAAUUAUCGUGAAGGAAGAUUUAUCGGUCCUGAGGACCCAGAUAACCCUUGCUCGGCCGACGAACUCUCGAGCAGUACGACCAAUCCUGGCAAGGUUGCACGUGGGAAGAACAGAGUACGGGGACUGUUGGGAGCUAAGAAACAAAUGAAGCUGGCGUUGGAAGAGGAUGCUGUCAUUGAUGUCUUGUACGAAAACCAACGAGGCUGGUGGUUCUUUGGCAUCCCGCAUUUCUCUUCAAAGACACUACUUAACUUUGACCCAAAGCCAUGGUUGAAUGGUCACAAGAAAACAAGCCCCGUCAACAUUACAAACGCUCAAGUCCCAGAUCCCAGUUGGGAAUGGGCUUGGAAGUCUUGGUAUGUCGACAUGUCGCGCGACGUCGACGAAGAAGGCUGGGAAUACUCGUUCUGGUUCAGUGAUGGCACAGCAUGGCACGGCACACAUCCCUGGGGAUACUCAUGGGUCAGACGAAGAAGAUGGCUGCGGAAACGUGUGCGGAAACAGCCACAGCAGGGCGCCCAACAAGGUCAUGCCUUCACCUCGGAAUACUUUACCAUCCAUCGCCCCAAGGCCGAAAGCAGAUCUAGCAGUUUUGUCUUUGACAGCGUGGCCAGACAGAAUCUGGCCACAGCGGAACACUACCUGGAAGACCCUGAAGAUGUUCGAGAUAUUGCAUCUCUCCUGAACAGCUUAAAGAGAGCUGCGAUUGACAGGGAAAAGAUCGUUCUCGUGCGACACUUCAUCGACAAUGGUGGUGAUGACCUGCACUACCUUGGCGAGCAGAUGGAAACGAUAAUGGCUCUUUGCAUAUUCCAAAACUCCCGCCGUUACAUCCUGACAAUGCUUUCCGAAAAACUCACAGCCGCCGAAAAGUCCCGCGACGAACACACAGCCCACGACGAAGAAGUUUCAGCCCAAGAACAGCAAAAGAUUACGAAUCUGGAAGCCGCAGUCGGAGCAGCAGACGAACAAGUCAAACGCCUCGAAUACUGGAGCGACGUCCGCGACAUGGCCCGCUCAGGCAUCACCUCCUUCGCCACCGACGAAGACAAAUGGGGCUAUUCUCGCUGGCGCGGACUAGACAGCUCAGGCCCCGAAGCAGAUUCCCAAAGCACGGCCAAGGAAAAAGGCAAAAGUUGGAAACAGGUCAAGAAGGAAGUCGACACUCAACUCAAACCCAAGGAUAGCAAGAUUGAUGCGCCGAAUGGGGACAAGAAGGAACUUAGGGUUGGAGAACGACUUGUGGAGUCGAGUGAGGAGGGUAAUUAUACCACUGCUGCUGAAGAUGUUGGACCCAAGGAUAAGGGAAAGCAGAGGGCUGAGUGAUUUCUUUUGUGUGCGAUUUUUCUCCUCCAUUGCAUUGCAUCACAUCGCUUUCUUGAUCCUUGUUUCCACUUUUGUACAGUAAUACCACGUCUUGGCCAUAUGUCGCUUGCGAAACACAUUGUAGUCACAACAAGAGAUCAUUGCUGCCUUUAUCUCACAGUCAAGUCCUUUGC
Molecule: messenger RNA, 1930 nt
Organism: Aureobasidium pullulans EXF-150
Lineage: Eukaryota; Fungi; Ascomycota; Dothideomycetes; Dothideales; Saccotheciaceae
Exons: 2
Coding region: 135-1757 (540 amino acids)
Source: RefSeq, a predicted model, not a curated record